AUGUCGGAACUGACUGCAAUCAGACUACCUUCAUCACUUCCUUAUCCCGUGAUCAUAUCGUUGAUAAACUGUCGCCGAGGAGAACAGAUAACCAAACACAAGGAGAUUUUCAGCUACAAAUACUGGACCUACCAAGAUGACCCCAAUUCAAAAGAAGAGCCCCCGAAAAAGGUCCGUGUUGAGUGUAUAGGAACAUUUGAAAGUCCCAUUGAAGGUGAAGUUGAAAGAAUCAAUGUCAAGCCAAACGAAGAAAUCCUCCAUAGCAACAUCGACAUUCUACAAAUCAAAGAAGCAUGCGCUCACACCGUGCAGUACGGCGGUCUCUGUGCCUUGUGCGGCAAGGCAUUGGAUGAAGAAAAAGACUACUCUGGCUACGACUACGAGGAGCGAGCCACGAUUGCCAUGUCGCACGAUAGCACGGAGUUGAAGAUAAGCUACGAUGAAGCAGCCAAGAUUGAGUCCAAGACCACCGAUCGUUUGAUUGAAGAGCAAAAAUUGAUUCUUGUGGUGGACUUGGACCAAACGGUGAUACACGCCACGGUUGAUCCAACGGUGGGGGAGUGGCAACUGGACCCCGCCAAUCCAAACUACCCUGCGGUUAAAGAUGUCAAGACUUUUUGUUUAGAAGAAGACCCCGUUGUGCCACCAGGGUGGACUGGUCCAAGAUUGCCUCCUACUAGAUGCUGGUACUAUGUCAAGUUGCGUCCCGGAUUACAGGAGUUUUUGCGCAAGAUGGAUGAAAAAUACGAAAUGCACAUAUAUACCAUGGCGACUAGAAAUUAUGCAUUGGCGAUUGCCAAUAUCAUAGAUCCAGAUGGGAAAUAUUUCGGCGAUCGGAUAUUGAGUCGAGAUGAGAGUGGAUCGUUGACGCAUAAGAAUUUGAAGAGAUUGUUCCCCGUUGACCAGUCGAUGGUUGCAAUUAUUGAUGAUAGAGGCGAUGUGUGGCAGUGGGAAAGAAACUUGAUCAAGGUUGUGCCUUAUGAUUUUUUCGUGGGCAUUGGUGAUAUAAAUUCCAUGUAUUUACCGAAAAAGAAGGGACAAUUGACGGGACCCAUUAAGAAAAGGAAGGCCAUUGCGAAGUUGGAAGCUGCCGCUGAGUCCAAGAUCGAAGAAGAAGAAGAAAAAGAAAAAGAAAAGGAAAAUGACGCUAAACGAGGGGGAGGAGGGCAAGGUGGUGGUGAUAAUGAUGGUAAUGGUGCCAGCAGUGAUUCUUCAAUUGAGGCAGCAUCAACCCCGAUUGAUGCCAAGCAUGACAUUUCAGCCAACCCCGUUGAGAGAAUUCUUGAACUUGGAGGUGGCGAGGGCAAUACCAAUCUUCUACUAGAGCAAUCACGUUCGCGAAACCAGACGAUUGAACAGCAGCAGCACGAUCGACCUUUGGCUAAACUACAGCACGACUUGAUCCAGAUGCAUCAUAUAGAGACCAAAUCUGUUGACUCGCAAUCUGAUGAUGGCGAUGACAGUGACGACGACGAUAAUUUAUUACUUGAUGACGAUAAUGAGCUUUUGGCGUUGGAUAAAAUACUACAGGAUGUACAUCGUGAAUACUACCACCGGUAUAAGCUGAGCAAAGACAAGCCCAAUUUGACCGAAGUGAUACCUCAAAUGAAAAGCAAAUGCUUGACGGGAAUCACCAUAUUAUUCUCAGGCAUCAUACCGCGAGAUAUAAAUAUAGAAAAUGCUGAUAUUGUGAUAUGGUGUAAGCAGUUUGGAGUUCAAGUUGUCAAUGAGGUGUUUCCCGAAGUUACCCAUGUUGUGUGUCGAGAUAUCAGUGAAGACUCGGGGCCUACAUUUAAAGCAAGGGCUGCCAAUAGAUUAUAUGGAGACCGAAUUAAAAUAGUCAACCCAGACUGGUUAUUCUCCUGUCUAAGCUCUUGGAAAAAGCAGGAUGAAAAGGAUUAUUUGGUGAAUACAAGCGAUGCUAAACUUUGGAAUGUUAAAGAGAGCGAUGUUAAUGUGUAUGCAAAGAAGUUGGAAGAGAUCAAGGCGGCUAGGGAGGCAAUGAGUGAAAAUCGCGGAAGGCUGGGGUCGAUGGAAACACUUGAUGAUUACGAUUUGGAUGAAGCUAAUCAAGAAAUUGACGAGUUUCUAGCUGGCUUGAGUGAUGAUGAAGAUGAAGAAGACCAGGAGGGAGACCAAGACCAAGACCAAGACCAGGAGGAGGAUCAAAAUGGACAGAAACGAAGUUUAGAAGAUGCUGACGAAGAUGAAGAUGAAGAACUCCAAGGAAGACAAACUGCAAAUGGACACGAUUCUUUCAUCAAAGAAAUGUACAAGAAAAGGAAAAAACUUGCCCUGGAUCACAAUCAUGAUAUUUAUGAAGAUGAGGAUGAGAAAGAAACCGAUGCUCAAGAAACCCCCAAAGCUGUACAAGACGAUGAUGUUGGUGGAGAGUUGAAUGAUUUGGAACAAGAACUACUCGACGGUUUCAACGAUUUGGAAGACUGA
Molecule: messenger RNA, 2448 nt
Organism: Lodderomyces beijingensis
Lineage: Eukaryota; Fungi; Ascomycota; Pichiomycetes; Serinales; Debaryomycetaceae
Source: the annotation of a GenBank genome assembly